Molossus molossus (Pallas's mastiff bat) is the source of this 2178-nucleotide messenger RNA. It is a transcript of the gene MAPK11, whose product is annotated as mitogen-activated protein kinase 11. Gene Ontology annotation, cellular component: cytoplasm; nucleus. The transcript has 12 exons. The coding region runs from base 6 to 1100 and encodes 364 amino acids. NCBI's taxonomy places the organism in Eukaryota, Metazoa, Chordata, Mammalia, Chiroptera, Molossidae. The record is from RefSeq and is a predicted model, not a curated record. Gene Ontology annotation, biological process: intracellular signal transduction; protein phosphorylation. Gene Ontology annotation, molecular function: ATP binding; MAP kinase activity.
CGGACAUGACCGGCCCGCGCGCCGGCUUCUACCGGCAGGAGCUGAACAAGACAGUGUGGGAGGUGCCGCAGCGGCUGCAGGAGCUGCGCCCGGUGGGCUCGGGCGCCUACGGCUCCGUCUGCUCGGCCUACGAUGCACGGCUUCGUCAGAAGGUGGCGGUGAAGAAGCUGUCGCGCCCCUUCCAGUCGCUGAUCCACGCGCGGAGGACGUACCGGGAGCUGCGGCUGCUCAAGCACCUGAAGCAUGAGAAUGUCAUCGGGCUGCUGGACGUCUUUACCCCGGCCACCUCCAUCGAUGGCUUCAGCGAAGUGUACCUGGUGACCACCCUGAUGGGUGCCGACCUAAACAACAUUGUCAAGUGCCAGGUGCUGAGCGACGAGCAUGUUCAAUUCCUCGUGUACCAGCUGCUGCGCGGGCUGAAGUACAUCCACUCGGCCGGGAUCAUCCACCGGGACCUGAAGCCCAGCAACGUGGCAGUGAACGAGGACUGCGAGCUCAGGAUCCUGGACUUCGGGCUGGCGCGCCAGGCGGACGAGGAGAUGACGGGCUAUGUGGCCACACGCUGGUACCGCGCCCCCGAGAUCAUGCUCAAUUGGAUGCACUACAACCAGACAGUGGACAUCUGGUCUGUGGGUUGCAUCAUGGCUGAGCUACUCCAAGGAAAGGCCCUCUUUCCGGGAAAUGACUACAUUGACCAGCUGAAACGCAUCAUGGAGGUGGUGGGCACACCCAGCCCGGAGGUUCUGGCAAAGAUCUCCUCGGAACACGCCCGGACAUACAUCCAGUCCCUGCCCCCCAUGCCGCAGAAGGACCUCAGGAGCAUCUUCCAUGGAGCCAACCCCCUAGCCGUGGACCUCCUGGGAAGGAUGCUGGUGCUGGACAGUGACCAGAGAAUCAGUGCAGCUGAGGCCCUGGCCCAUGCUUACUUCAGCCAGUACCACGACCCUGACGAUGAGCCCGAGGCUGAGCCCUAUGACGAGAGCACUGAGGCAAAGGAACGCACUGUGGAGGAGUGGAAGGAACUCACCUACCAGGAAGUCCUCAGCUUCAAGCCCCCAGAGACGCCGCAGCCUCCUGGCAGCCUGGGCAUUGAGCAGUGAGCCCCGCUGGAACUCAAGGAGGGGCCUGAGCUGCCUGCCCCAGUUCCCGGCAGUGCCUGCCUGGUUCCCACGAGGAUCGCCUCCCGCCACUGGAUCCCUGGCCUGGGACCCCUGGUCUGCAUGCCAGUCCUUGUGGGUGUCUAUGCACACAUACGGAUGCAUGAAUGUGUACACGUGUGCAAGCCAUGGGCGUAGGAGUCUGGACAGAGUGUCCGGGACUUCCUCAGCCCUUCCACCACCUCCCAACAACCAGGGACUCCCUUGGGACCUUGCUGUGAGGACCUGGAUGCCUAGGGGGCUCCCAGGGGAGUGUGUCUGGCUCCAGAUCUCGGUCCCAGUGAGCUGUCUCUGGGGAGUGGUGCAGCGGGGCCCCCUGGAGGCUCAAAGGGAGGGGUCUUAGUGGUCUAAGUUGCUCAGCCUGGAAGUGGAAGACUACCCUGAGAAAUGCUAAGACCCAAAGGCCUGAGAGCUGGACAGGGCCUUCCCUGGGGAGUAGCAGGGUGGAGACAGCCACCAAGUGUCAAGUCAGACUAUGCCUGGAGCCAUGUGUCUCCCUGUGUUGUGUGGCACAUGUGCCCUGAUGUGUGUUCCUGGUGUUUCCACGUGAAAGCGUGUGUGAAGCUGUGGGCACCCAAAGCCAGUGGCUGUGACCAGCAGGAGGCCCAAGGUGGGGUGCUAUACUUGCCUCUCUUCCCUCCUCCAGUGUCUGGUGGGGGUUGCUGAGAUCCUGCUGUGCACCGUGUGAGGGGCUCAGGUGGGGAAGGGACAACCACAGGAGCAAACGCCAGGGUGUUCUCCUUGGGCACAGGGCCUGCCGAGGAGCUGGCAAGCAUGCAGUUGGGGGAUGCUGAGGGGUCUGGCACACAUUGAGGUAGACUUGGACGUGGACCCUGGACCUUGGCUGAGAGCUGAUGAAGCCUCGGCCUGCUCUCUGGCCUUGUGGCUGAGGGCUGGGUGCCCCGGUCUGUGGGCUGACCCUGGUCCUCCCUCCUUCCAGAGUGGAGCUAACCUAGUAACCUCUGGAACAGGACCCUGCUCCAGAUGUGUUAGAGGUGUGUCUUCUCUGUCCACUGGUGGU